Xiphophorus couchianus (Monterrey platyfish) is the source of this 1802-nucleotide messenger RNA. RefSeq names its product purinergic receptor P2Y2, tandem duplicate 1 (gene p2ry2.1). The transcript has 5 exons. The record is from RefSeq and is a predicted model, not a curated record. The coding region runs from base 610 to 1650 and encodes 346 amino acids. Lineage: Eukaryota; Metazoa; Chordata; Actinopteri; Cyprinodontiformes; Poeciliidae. Gene Ontology annotation, cellular component: plasma membrane. Gene Ontology annotation, molecular function: G protein-coupled UTP receptor activity; A1 adenosine receptor binding. Gene Ontology annotation, biological process: G protein-coupled receptor signaling pathway.
GAGAAAUACACACACACACACACACACACAAAAACCCAAUUACACUAACGUGCCAAAACCGUUCUAACAAAGUAGCAAAACAUGAAACGUUCCUAUAUAGAUUACUUAAUUGUGGUAUGACAAAAAUGAAGACAAAAUUCCAUAUUUCACGUUCUAUAAAUAACAUUAAAUUGCCAUAUUGCCAGAAUGUAUUUCCUAUAUCUGUAUAGGAAAUACAUUAUGUAUUAACCAUAUUAUGCACACCUGCAACUUUCUUAUACUAUUUUCUUGCUCCCUGUGGACUCUGUCUUCAUUUAUCCAUGUUUUUUUCUCUAUGUGUCUUGGCAGAAUAAACAAUUAAUAAGACUUUCAAUUUGAUAUAUUUUUGAGAUGUCAUGCAUGUAAGAUCUAAGACUUGGACAGAUUAAUGCUGUAAAUGGGAGAAAUAGUAUUCGAGCCCUCAGGGUAAAGUGUGCAGGCUGCAGCUUGUCAGUCUAGCACACACCUCCAAGUUCUUUACCAACCUAAAGUUCCUACUUGUACACUCAGCCAAAAAAGCAGCACGCUGAGGAUACCUCGCUUAGGAGAGGCAGCGCUAAAACUCUCAUUUAAUGUGCUGUCACAAUCAGCAUGGCCUACUCUCACAUCAACAUGACCAACCGCUCCAACUCCAGCUCUUUCUGUCGAUUUAACGAAGACUUUAAAUUCAUUCUCCUUCCCGUCAGCUACGCCCUGGUUUUUGUCAUUGGUCUGGCGUUGAACGCCACAGCUCUUUUUGUGAUGGUGUUCCGUACAAAGCGAUGGAAGCCUUCCACCAUUUACAUGUUCAACCUGACGAUGUGUGACACACUCUACAUCUUCACUCUUCCCUUCCUCAUCUUCUACUAUGCCGAUGAGAACGACUGGCCCUUCAGUGAGCCGAUCUGCAAGCUGAUACGCUUCCUGUUUUAUGCCAACUUGUAUGGUUCUAUUCUAUUCCUGUGCUGCAUCAGUCUCCAUCGGUUUCUUGGUAUCUGCCAUCCCGUCCGCUCGCUCAGCUGGGUCAGUGCUCGUCGGGCCAGGCUGGUGUCUGUAGCAGUGUGGGCAUGUGUUUUAUUCUGCCAGGCUCCAAUUCUCUACUUUUCAAGAACAAGGGCUGUAAAGACAGAGCGAAUCUGCUAUGACACCACCAGUCCAGAGCUUUUUGAUGACUUCCUGGUAUACAGCUCAGUCGUGUCAGUGAUCAUGUUUGCCUUGCCCUUCAUGGUGGUGAUGGUUUGCUACGGCCUCAUGGUUCGGAAGCUUCUGGAGCCCGGCUGGGGGUCUAAUGAGAGAGGUGAAGGUGAAGGAGGUGGUCUGAAGGCACAACAGUCAAAGCAGAAGUCUGUGAAGAUGAUCAUUAUUGUGCUGGCAGCGUUCAUGCUGUGCUUCCUUCCUUUUCACCUGACCAGAAGUCUUUACUAUUUAUUUAGAUACCUGAGACAAGUGAAUCCAUCACAGAUCAGCUGCAGUUUGCUGGAGGCUGCCAGUGUGGCCUACAAGGUGACGCGACCUUUAGCCAGCGCCAACAGCUGCGUGGACCCCAUCCUUUACUUCCUGGCGGGACGGGACGCUCGCAGCACUCUCACCAAGAAGGGCAAACUGUCCUCACAGAAACCGACCACGUGCCAUUUUCGGACCACAAAACUCUGAUCCCCUGUCUAAGACUUGAGUGGAUUCAUUCUUAUGCAGCUUUUUAAAGCAGCUCAGAUAUUUGGAACAUCUUCGUGGAGCCUGGCAUUUGUCUGAUCUUUUGUAAGUUGCUUCCUGACAGAGAGCAUCAUUUAUAAGAUAUUUGAUUUCUA